AUGGCUGGACCAAUCAGUGAGAUGGCCAGCGUCAAGCUGUUGGAAUUGCCACGAGGCACCACGGCAGGAUGGAUGCUACAAACAUCAUUCCAGGCGAAGGAUGCAUCGGUGCAGAUGCCUCCAGUGAUGCCUUUGCCACCACCACCAUCGGCUGCGGCGGCCCAGUGGGCCCAGCAUGCCUACACCGCCAGCACGCAGGCUGUGGCGGCUAAGGCUGCAGCAGCCAAAGCUGCCGAGGUGGCGGCAGCCCAGGCUGCGGCCGCACAGGCAGCGGCCACGCAGGCGCAGGUGGCGCAGGUCAGUGCGCAGCAGGCCGCAGCUGCACAAGUUGCGCAGUCCUUGGGCUACAAUGUGGCUCCCGUUGGCGUCCCCACCGCAGCUGCUUACGGGGAUCUACCUUCCGCUGCGCCGCCAUAUGGUCUCAGCUCUCCCAACCCCAUGCCAGCUUCGCUGGCAUCCAUGCACCCGCUUUGGAUCUUGCCGGCGGCCCUUGCCGCAUCUUUCUUGGAAGGAGCUCGACCCGGAUCAAAGCGUGUGCAGGGAGAGUUCCUGCCGUCGGUUCCCGCGGACUUCAUCAGCGAAAGCUCAAAGCAGUGCUUUCGGCGAGAGCAGGUCCCGAGCCUGUCAGAGGAGGCUUGUGCGAAGUGA
Symbiodinium pilosum is the source of this 648-nucleotide messenger RNA. Lineage: Eukaryota; Dinophyceae; Suessiales; Symbiodiniaceae. The record is from the annotation of a GenBank genome assembly.